GUGACUGAAAAACUGCCCUACUCCUCUUGGAGUUGUUGACAGGUGUGAAAACUCUACCAUCUGGGGAAGAAAGAAAUCUUUGCCUUGUGACUUGUGAAACUUCCUUUCACUUUCACACAACUGAUUUCAACGGUUGUUCAGACUCCAGCCCCAGCAGAAAUGUCGAGUGGGCCAGUAGUGGACAGCAGACACACCACAGACAUCAAAGUAGUGAAAUUCUCCUAUCAGUGGACCAUCAGUAACUUUAGCUUUUGCACAAAGCAAAUAGGUAAAUGCAUUGAAAGUUCAACUUUUUCAUCACAGCAAAAUGAUAAACUGAAAUGGGGCUUACGACUGUACCCAAAAGGGAUCGAUGAAGAAAGCAAAGAUUACCUUUCCCUAUAUCUCAAAUUGAUCCAAAGUCCAACGAGAGAACUGCUGGCAAAAUUUAAAUUUUACAUUCUGAAUGCCAAUGGAGAGAAAACCAAAGAGAAGGCUAGUCACCAACCAUAUCGAUUUGUGCAAGGCAGGUACUGGGGAUUCAAACAUUUCAUUCUUAGGCAUUUUAUUUUCGAUGCAACCACUGACCUUCUCCCUGAUGACAGGCUUACUUUCUUUUGUGAGGUUAAAGUGGCACAAUAUUCCAGCAAUAUAUCCUGCCAAAAUACCAUGAAUACUCUGAAGGUUCCAGAGUGCUGUUUGGCAGAGGACCUAGGAAGUCUGUGGAAGAGUUCCUGGUUCACAGAUUGUUGUGUGUGUGUGGCUGGCCAGGAAUUCCAGGCUCACAAAACCAUCUUAGCAGCUCGUUCUCAAGUUUUCUGUGCCAUGUUUCAACAUGAAAUGCAAGAGAGCAAAACUAAUCGAAUAGAAAUCAAGGAUAUGGAGCCUGAGGUUUUUAAGGAACUGAUGUUCUUCAUCUAUACUGGAAAGGCACCAAACCUCAGUGCAAUGGCACCUGAUCUGCUGGCAGCUGCAGACAAGUAUGGCCUACAUCUCCUGAAGCUCCUGUGUGAGAUCGACCUCUGCAAAAACUUUCCCAAAGAGAAUGCGGUGGAAAUCCUCAUUUUUGCAGACCUCUAUAGUGCAUAUCUGUUGAAAACCUUUGCAAUGCAUUUCAUUAACUAUCAUAUUUCAGACAUCCGGGAGACCUCCAAGUGGAAGGCAAUGGUUCAGUCACACCCUCGCUUGGUUGCUGAAGUGGAUCGCUCUAGGACUUCCAUGCAGUGUAAUUGCAUACACCCCAAUGCAAGUGUCUGAGGCAGUAUUAAGAUGCCAUCUCGCCCAAGGCUCCAUGUAUCUUCCCAAACCUGUGGCUUCAUUUGCUAGCUCUUAACCCUGAUUACGC
Molecule: messenger RNA, 1324 nt
Organism: Cavia porcellus (domestic guinea pig)
Lineage: Eukaryota; Metazoa; Chordata; Mammalia; Rodentia; Caviidae
Product: speckle-type POZ protein-like
Exons: 1
Coding region: 160-1236 (358 amino acids)
Biological process (GO): regulation of proteolysis; proteasome-mediated ubiquitin-dependent protein catabolic process
Cellular component (GO): nucleus; cytoplasm
Molecular function (GO): ubiquitin protein ligase binding
Source: RefSeq, a predicted model, not a curated record